Messenger RNA from Terrapene triunguis (Three-toed box turtle), 1144 nucleotides. It is a transcript of the gene NUDT22, whose product is annotated as nudix hydrolase 22. Gene Ontology annotation, molecular function: GDP-mannose hydrolase activity. The transcript is spliced from 6 exons. The record is from RefSeq and is a predicted model, not a curated record. Bases 102 to 974 code for a protein of 290 amino acids. Lineage: Eukaryota; Metazoa; Chordata; Testudines; Emydidae.
CGCUGACUUCCGGGAAGGGGGCGGCUGGGGCCGGGCCGUGGAGCUGGAGCUGGAGAUGCCCUGAGCCUGGUGUCCGGGGCUGGGAGGCACAGGGAAGCACCAUGGACCCUGAGAUCUCCAUCAUGCUGCAGUGUCCGUCUCCCAAGGGCCUGUCAGAGACAGAGGUGCGGGCUGAGCUCUCCCCAGCCUACGACCGGCGCCAGCUGCCCGGGGGCCAGGCCUGGAUCGACGCUGUCUGGGAGGCCCGGUGCCGCCACAGCCCCUGGCUUUUCAACGGCUCCAAAUUCCGGCUGCAUUCAGCCCAGCUGGAUGGGGAUUCCCUGACCUUUCGUCUGGGCCUCACCUGCUACAAGGACUUUCUGGGUACCAACCGGGCUGGCAUGGCCAGGCACCUCCAGCAGCAGGGGCGGCAGGACUUUGGGGACAGCCAGGCCUACCUGGCGGAGCCGCUGGGAGUGGGCGCCAUGGUGCAUACCGCUGAUGACUGCUUCGUCUUCCUACGGCGCAGCCUGAAGGUGGGCGAGGCGCCUGGCCUCGUAGACAUCCCCGGGGGGCAUCCUGAGCCACAGGCUGUGGUGGGGGAUGUCCCAGAAGAAUCCAUCCGUUUGCAGGAUCUCCCCAGACAGAUGGUUGUCAAGGAGAUCUUCACCUCCAUCCUGCGGGAGAUCCGAGAUGAGGUCAACCUGCCACUGCCCACCCUAAGCCAGCCAGUGCUGCUGGGCAUCGCUCGGAACCAGACCAGCGCAGGUCGGGCCAGCGCUGAGUUCUAUGUCAGGUGCAGUCUGACGUUGGAGCAGGUGAAGCAGAGAUAUGAGAUCGGGGGGCCUGAAGCUCAGGAAUCCACUGGCAUCAUCUUUAUCAAGAGAGAGGACGUCCUGACUCUGGAGCAGACCGGAGGGAUGUGGAGGGAGCUGUGCCCAUCUGCCAAGGGGGCUGUCAGACUCUACACCCUGGUUCAGGGUGGGGGGCAGUGACAGGAAAGGGACUGACCCCCCCGGGCCACCAUGGGGGCUUUUCUGUGCCAAACUGAGCAUCGACAGACCCUGCAAGCUCUCUGCACAUGCCAGCCCUAUGUCGUGGAGCCAGCAGGAGGGGGAUCACUGCAGGAGCAGACUCACCUCUCCAGGGGUAGGGCCCAAUUCUG